Messenger RNA from Brassica oleracea var. oleracea, 1281 nucleotides. Its product is annotated as josephin-like protein. The transcript is spliced from 3 exons. Bases 142 to 1161 code for a protein of 339 amino acids. Gene Ontology annotation, biological process: protein deubiquitination. The record is from RefSeq and is a predicted model, not a curated record. Lineage: Eukaryota; Viridiplantae; Streptophyta; Magnoliopsida; Brassicales; Brassicaceae. Gene Ontology annotation, molecular function: cysteine-type deubiquitinase activity.
GUGACCAGCGAAGAAAAACGUCUUGUACGUUAUAUACUUAAGUUAACCACAAACGGCACACAGUUCAAUUCUAUCGUCUUCACUCUUACCGGCGUGACGUCUUAGUUUCUCAAGAUAAAGCCUAAUUUCUCCGGCGGAAAGAUGGAGGGAAGCGAAUCUCAGAUCUAUCACGAGCGACAAAGACUUCAAUUUUGCCUCUUGCACUCCCUCAACAAUCUAUUUCAGUACAAGGACGCAUUCACACGGGAAAGCUUGAACUCAAUCGCGGAGAAACUCGUGGCCGAUGAUCCGAACAAAGAAACGUGGACGACGCCUCUCUCCUUCCUCCUCAAGCCUCACCACAACACGCUCACAGGGAACUACGACGUAAACGUGAUGAUCGCAGCUUUGGAAGGGAAAGGCAAGAGUGUUGCUUGGCAUGAUAAGCGUCAUGGAGCUUCUUCGAUCGAUCUUGAUGCAGAUGCUUUAAUGGGUGUUGUGCUGAAUGUUCCGGUGAAACGAUACGGUGGGCUUUGGAGAAGCAGGCAUUGGGUUGUGAUGAGGAAAAUCAAUGCAGUCUGGUAUAACUUGGAUAGUGAUCUUGUUGUGCCGCAGAGGUUUAAAGACGAAGAUGAAGUUAGGAGGUUCUUGGAUCAGAAUCUGAGUUUAGGUUCAGAGGUUUUGUUAGUCAACAAUGCAACUGUUUUCAGCAUCAUUCCCUUUAUAUAUAAAAUAGUCCCUCAGUCUUCUCAACUCUGUCCUCGUAAACUGCUCUCACUCUCUUGCAACAUGUCAGCUACAGAAACAAAACAGUGCAGUGCAAACACUAAACCAGUAACCUCUGGUAAGCAAUCCACAGCCAAGAGACCUUAUGGUAAGAAUCCGGGACGCACAACGAGCUGUGGCUUGACGCUGCCGAGGAAAACAGAAGUCACCGCAGCAAGACUGAUCAAGCAUCUCAGCUGUAAAUUCGUCAAAGGGUUACGUCUAGUUGUGAUGAGGAAGAAUAAGAAGAAGAGACCUCCACCGUUGAAGUCUUCUUCCACCGGUAGAUCUCAGCCUUCCGUCAUCUCAGUGGCGAAUGAUACAUGUAGAUCAGAGGCUAUAGAAGACUGCAUACAGUUCAUAAACUCCUCGACCUCGUUCACAAGAUCAAGUUCUGCCAGUGGCCGUACAUCUUAAGCUUUUAGUUACGCCCAUAUAAUUUCGAAGACUCUAUUUCUCAGUCGCUCGUUGGCUAAAAACUGCAUGUAAUAUCCUAUAUAUACUAAAAUCUAUGUAGAGAGUAUAAGAGAGGACUAU